AACGAGAAGUUGAGAAUGGCGAAAAUUAGCAAGUCAAGAAGAUAUACCCACCAAGAGGCAGUGGAAGAGUGUACUCGGCCACGUGAAAGCGACGAGUCAGAGGAGGAAAUGUCUGAGAAAGACAGUGAAAUGUCUUGCAUCGACUCCGUGGCAGAGGACAUGUUCCUAGAGGGAGGAGACAUUACUCUCGACAAGAAAUGUGAUGUAGAUAUGGAUUGGGAGCCAGCUACAUCUGCACCAGUGAGCAAGUGGCCACAUGGAGUGGAGCAGCAGGACAGUUCAUCAGGUGAGAAGCUUCCUUUUCCACAGAACAGCAGGAGACCAAGAGGUAGAGGACAAGGUAGAGGAAAAGGGAGAGGCGUAGAGCAGCAGGACAGUUCAUCAGGUGAGGAGCCUCAUCUUCCAACUCCCCAGAACAGCAGGAGACAAAGAGGUAGAGGACGAGGAAAAGGGAGCGUCUGCAGUCAAGCCAGAUCAACCAGCCCAUCUGAAGAGAGGUGGAAUGAUGUUGACGUUCCAGACAUCACACCACCACAGCCCACCUUCAGACCCAGAAAUGUCCCAGGACCCCAGCUCAUACGUACUGCUACGUACACAGCCCUGCAGUUGUUUCAACUAUUUUUUAUCAACUCUGUUUUGAAGACAAUACUUCAAAACACCAACAACUGUGGAUCAACACACCAUUCAACACCCUCUAUCCCGUGGGUUGAUCUGACAUUGCAGGACAUGUUUGCAUUCAUGUCUUUAGUUGUUUACAUGGGUGUAGUCAAAUGCUUUUCUUUCACUGAUUACUGGCGUGGGGGUCAUCUUUAUAGCUUGCCGUUCCCGAGACGGGUAAUGACUGGUAAAAAGUUCCUCAGGAUCUCCCAGUCCCUUCACCUCAGCAGCUCUGUGGGGGAUGCUGCUAAUGAUGAAAGGAGAGGCACAGGAGCCCACGUAACCGCCUGGGUAAGAUAA
This is a messenger RNA of Perca fluviatilis (European perch), 957 nucleotides long. RefSeq lists its product as uncharacterized. The coding region runs from base 16 to 957 and encodes 313 amino acids. The record is from RefSeq and is a predicted model, not a curated record. The transcript has 2 exons. Lineage: Eukaryota; Metazoa; Chordata; Actinopteri; Perciformes; Percidae.